UCAGAGCACACAUCAUUGGCUGCUUUGGAAGGGAGUAUUGUUUCAGGGAGUAACUUGACACUCUUGAGUUUUUGCCCUUGUGUAAGAUCCACAACUAGUCAGGAUCCCUCAUUCUGAGCAGCAGAUGUUUUCAACAUCUUUUCUGUGAUGAAUGUGCUGAAUCUGUGAAGACUCCCUGACACAUUCUCCGUCAAGGAAUAACAACAACUGACCGCAAACAAGGAGGAUUAUCAUGAUCGCUUUGUUGUUACUGGUCUCGCUGUUCUGCAAGAGCACACAGGAUGGAAACGGACAAGAAAAUGGUUUUUUGCAUUGUGGACCUCAGAAUCUGAAUCUUACCAGCUCUGACCAGACGAUCCUGGUAACAUGGGAGGACGACCCUUCGUGUUCUGCAGUACAUGACAGGCUGAUCUAUGAACUUGUGGUUCUCAUGGCAGACAAGCAAGUACAUUCUGAUGAAGUUAUUGUGAUGCCGGAUCAGAUAGGAUCUACUCACUUCUGGAACUGGACGUCCCAUUUGGCCCUGGAAUGUGUUUCCCACUCAGUCAGGCUCAGUUCCCAAUACAAAAACUAUAAAAGCCCAUGGGAACGAGAGCAGACUCUUCCAGGAAAAGAAAACUUAAAAAAACCAGAGGUUUAUCCACGGGACAAAGUGUUUAAGGUUGGCAGCAAAGCCACCUUCUGCUGUGUUCUGCCAGCAGGGCAAACUUUUAAAAGAAUGUACUUGAAUGGGUAUAGUGACACUAAUGCGAGCACUACCAAGAUCAGCAAUCGGACCUAUGCCUGGACUGUCCACCUGAACCAGCCAUCAACUCGCAGUUGCAAUGAUGUUAUUUGUGAAGCUCUCGACCAGCACGCCGGUAAGACGGAUGGUGGGGCUUGUGCUACUAUUGACUACCCACCUGGUGAUAAGGAUCUUCAGUGCGAAACCCGGGACCUGGAAUCAGUCAAAUGUCAUUGGACAGUAGGCAGAAAGGCAGACCUGCUCCCCCUAAAAAAAAUACAUUAUGAGCUUCUUGGAAGUCCAUGUGCAAAUGGAUCUCAGGGGAUAUGCUCACAAAACGUGAAAGUGAAUGUUGGCGAGAAAAACUGGACAUUAACUGCAGAAAAUAAGGUUGGGAAGGUGGAGCUCACAGACACAGCAGAUCUCACUAAAAGAGUGCACAUGUGUGCUCCAGAGGGACUGACAGCUCCAUCUGUGAAUGCCAGGAAUAUCAGCUUGGAGUGGGUUUUGCCUGUGCAACAGUACAAAAAUCUCAAUAUAAGAUGCCAAGUAAACGUUAGCUAUGGUCGAACAAAUACCAUGAGUGAACCCUUUGGAGUUGGCCUUAGUUUUGCAGUUUUGACCGACUUGAUACCAAACUGGAUGUACAAUGUGACCGUACGAUGUGCAACAGCGCAAGAUUUCUGGAAAUGGAGUGACUGGAGCACGAGAUUUAGCUUCCACACAAAGGGAGAUGUUCCAGAUGCUCUUGAUGUGUGGAUGCACAGGAAGGAUAAUCAGAUUCUAAUCUUUUGGAAAAAGCCACUGGAUAACCAAAGCCAUGGACACAUCCUACAUUAUACAGUGACCUGGGCAAAGACCACAGAGACAAAACACAAAAACAGAACCCAAGUGGCUUCCAACGAGCACCACCUUGAACUAAGCCUGGACACCACUGAAGAGCUUAUUGUCACGGUGACAGCUAGCAAUCUGAAUGGCAGCUCAUCCCCAUCAGCUAUCACCAUCCCCCGCUUCACUCCAGACACAACCAGAGUGAACACUUCCCGGAUUGUUGGCAGUAAUGGCAGCUUCAGAUUGUCCUGGUCUGCCAGUCCUUCAGCAAGCUGUGGCUACAUAGUGGACUGGUGUCCCAUCUCAGAUCAUUGGAGCAUGGAGUGGCUGAAAGUGCCUCCAUAUGAAACUAGUGCCAGUAUAUUUUCAAAGAACUUGAAAGAUGGAGUGAGAAACAAUUUGUCCAUAUACGCCUGCACUCAGGGUGCUCCACUGCUGCUAGAAAAAAGAGAGGGCUACGUCAGGGAGAAAAGAAUCCAGGAUGUCUUUAAAUCACCGGAUUGGAACCAGCAGAGUUCAAAUGUUGAGGUAUCCUGGGCUCCGAUAUCUCUAACAGAACAGACUGCUUUCAUCAAUGGCUACAUUCUCUACUGGUCAGGCAACAACGACAAAGUCUUCAAUGUGAGCACAGAGGUUCUGCCAAAGCUGAUCUGUUUGAUCACCUUCCUCACCUCACUCAGAGUUGGGGACAAUCCCAAGGCCACCAGCCUCACAACAAAAAACCUGGAAAUCGGUUCCUAUAAUUUCACACUAAAGGCACUGACUGCAGUGGGAGAGUGUGGGGCUAUAUACUACUCUACCACCUUUAAUUCACCAACUGAUAACUUGAUCAAGGCAAUCCUCAUUUCCCUGGUCACUGUUUUUAGUCUCCUUUCCCUCAUCAUGUUCUUUUGCUACAGACACUGGGCAUGCAUCAAACAAAAGGUGUAUCCUCCAAUCCCAAAUCCUCUGUUGACGGACAAGUGGUGGUCAUCACUGAGUGAACAAGGUUGUCGUCCUCUUGGGGUGCAUCAGUGUCACUACAGUGAAGCGGAUAUCAUGGAUGUUCCACAGCUGUAUUCUCAAUCAGGAGCACCAGUGAAUGGUUACGUCAGCCACGAAAACAUGCCUUUUGUUUUUGCUCAAACUCCAAAGGGUUACUACAACCAGCCCCUGAAAAAGUGCACCCCACCACCUCUCAUUUUACCUCCUGCAGGGAUCCCAUCUCAGUCAGGGUUACCAUCUACUUCAUUCAGAGGCAUGUUUCCUAACCCGUCAUAUAACCUGAUGAUGCAGAAUGGGGAUCAGCAGUCCAACCCAGGGCCUGAGCCUCAGGAGCGGACAUGUUUAGAGAGAGACUCCAGUGGAUACCAGCCACAGAGUCACUCAGAAACCUUCACCCUAAACACAGCGGAAGAUGACCCGGACAGUCCUAUGUCCUGUGUCUCCACUUACAUUUUGUUACCAUAAUCACCUUCCAAGUAGUUGUUGCAUGCACGUGUAGUGUGUCACAACUUAUAACUGCCAGAAAAUUGCAAUUUAACAUGUUACUUAAAGUGUACGCAAUUAUUUAAAGUGUAGUUUUGUUUCCGAACCACUGAUAAAGUAGCAUACACUGUGACCUAUAACUUGACUGCUGUGGUUUUGCUCUCGCACUUUGGAUAUUGAAUGCAUUAUGAUUCCUCUACAAAUCAAAAUGAUAAAUCCAUGCCACUGUCUAAUGGCAUACUUUGUAAAUCCAUUUGCUGCUUGUGUUCAGUAAUUGUGAAAUCCACACAGGGUUGCGUGCAGGAAGCUGUUGCUUUCUGGUAAACUUGACUCACAGUGGUCAGAUCAGAUGUGGUACUUGCAACCAGAAUAUUUAGAUUCUUGGAAAAUGACCAACAGUAAAACUGAUAGUGAAGUGAAAACACAAAGUAGGUUUACUUUAAGUUUUACUUUGUUGACACUGAUCAGCUGAAAAAGACCCGUCAAAGUGAUCCUGUGUAACUUGAGCUGAACAGUGGCUGCUGUGGCCACAAGUGAAAUUUGCAGGAUAACAAAAAAUGCUCACACACAAGAAAAGCUCAAGAGGCAAACUGACAGUAACAGUAAUCCAGUAAUGUUAGCUACACAGCAGUAUUUACCAAAAGUUUGUGGUAUUAGCUAACAUUAACCACAAUCUACUGGUCAUACCAGACCAGAUCAGGCCGGAGGAGCAAAACCCCUGAGUUUGGCAAACUGUACAAGACUGCAUUUUGUUUUUCAUGAGUUUCAUAACUUUUCCUUUAUAAGAAAAUGACUACAUCAUUUCCUCUGUCAGAACUUGUGUUGCUUUAAUGUCUUGACAAAGUGAACUAAAUGUAUUACAUAUAUAAAAUACAAGUAGAUGCAUGGUUGGCACUGAUUAAAACCUUGAUUCUGGGUGGAUACAUCACUUUGCACACCUUGACAUUCUACUGCAAUGUCAGUGUGAAUGUCAAGGCAAUUUCAAUAUACAGCAAAUGAUGGAGGCAAGAUCCUCAGUCCUAUUUCUUUCUUAUUGUCCUUCCACUCUUGAGACAGUAACUGCAACUCAACAGGGAAAUGCUCAAAAAGGCUACUUUAAAUCUACUUAGAUGUUGUGAAACAAACAGAAAAACUUUGCAGACAAAGUACUUCAGAUGACAUGGGCCACGUGGGAGCAUUUUGAUCCAUGUAUGCUUUGCUUUUUAAAAAAAAAAAAAAAAAAAAGCUAUAUUGUCUGACUGAAAUAUAUCUUGUAUUGCCACACUGGAUCAUGACUGACUGAUGCUGUUUUGCUCUUUUUUUUUAAUCAUCCAUUCUCUCCAGUAAAAUCUCUGCUUCAUUAAUCCUCCCACUUUCCCACCAGAAUGUUCUCACUGAUCAACUGCAGGUUUUUGGGUCUGUCUGCUUUCUUUAAUAAACAUGUUUAUAUUUAUUACUGAGACAAUUUCACUUUAUUCCGAGAGAAACAGACACUUGAAUGUCAAUUAACAUUUAUCGUUUGGAAAUGACAAACCUGAUUGUUGUUGGCAGUUUCUUUAGUGAGCACCAGAGGGCGCCAGCACUAUGUAACUGAAGACAUGAUUCUGUAGUUAAAGUGAACAGUCGAGUGCUGUACUAAUGUUCAGUUUUACCUGCUUUUUUUUUUUUUUUUUUUACCCAUUUUAUGCUACAUUGUAAUUGUGGGGACAAUACAAUCAAAUGCAAUACAAUAUCAAAGAUUAAACCAGGUUCCCAACAUUUUGGUUGGUUUAUUUAUGAUUAUGCCCUGCAGGAAAAAAAAAACAAAACUAUGACUUGUUCAUAAUUCCACCAAA
Toxotes jaculatrix (banded archerfish) is the source of this 4836-nucleotide messenger RNA. Its product is annotated as leukemia inhibitory factor receptor-like. Gene Ontology annotation, molecular function: cytokine receptor activity; protein binding. Lineage: Eukaryota; Metazoa; Chordata; Actinopteri; Toxotidae. Gene Ontology annotation, cellular component: membrane. The transcript is spliced from 19 exons. Bases 233 to 3004 code for a protein of 923 amino acids. The record is from RefSeq and is a predicted model, not a curated record.